Bombina bombina (fire-bellied toad) is the source of this 2498-nucleotide messenger RNA. RefSeq names its product gastrula zinc finger protein XlCGF26.1-like. Gene Ontology annotation, molecular function: RNA polymerase II cis-regulatory region sequence-specific DNA binding; DNA-binding transcription factor activity, RNA polymerase II-specific. NCBI's taxonomy places the organism in Eukaryota, Metazoa, Chordata, Amphibia, Anura, Bombinatoridae. Gene Ontology annotation, biological process: regulation of transcription by RNA polymerase II. The record is from RefSeq and is a predicted model, not a curated record. The transcript has 3 exons. Gene Ontology annotation, cellular component: nucleus. The coding region runs from base 304 to 1584 and encodes 426 amino acids.
AGGCCCUUUAAAUAACAAGUGAUGACAUCACAAUUCUGAGACUGCAUCCUGUCUCACACAGAUGAUGCACACCAGUCUGGCCAUAAAAGGAAUUGCAGAAAAUGAGCAGCAUCCCCCACAAUGCACCAUAGUCAGCAAGAGAGACACGGCCAGAGCACUGAAAGAUAUCAGGUAUUGAUGUAACUGGAGUGAAUAAUGGAACCUUCUUUCUAAGCAUUGGAGCCUGUUAUCAGCAUAAACUCUUUUGUGUUAGACAAACACUUGAAUAGUUCAUAUCCAUCCUUCACUACAGGAAACAUCAGAAUGAUAUCACAAACUGCAAAAGUCUUAAACACUAAUGACUAUUCACAAACAUUGGGGAUAUCACAACAGAUAUUUAAAGAAGAUGGUGAAUUGGCAGGAACUGGGCAGGAAUCAUUAUGUACAGAAAGUAAUUUAGUCAUUAAACAAGAGGACAACAUUUAUGCCUUAUCUAGUGAAAUGAUUAUCCAAGAGGAUAAACCACACACAUUUACUGAGUUCUCAAAACAUUUCAAAGAAGAGAAAAUUCUACAGGAGAAAUAUUUCACAUGUACAGAAUGUGGGAAAAUCUUCAAAUUGAAGUCAUAUCUCUUAAAACACCACAAAAUUCACACAGGGGAGAAGCCUCAUACAUGUACAGAGUGCGGCAAAUGUUUUAUACAAAGGACAAAACUUAUAGCUCAUGAAAGAACUCACACAGGGGAGAAACCAUUCAGUUGUUCAGAGUGUGGCGUACAGUUAUCACGAAAGUGUCAUCUCUUAAACCAUCAAAGGAUUCACACAGGAGAAAAACCUUUCAAAUGUACAGAGUGUGGGAAAAGUUUUACACAAAAGAGUAAACUGAAAAUUCAUGAAAGGAUUCACACAGGAGAAAAGCUUUUCACAUGUACAGAGUGUGGAAAAAGUUUUACACAAAUAAUUAGUCUGAAAACUCAUGAAAGGAUUCACACAGGAGAAAAGCCAUUCACAUGUACAGAGUGUGGAAAAAGUUUUACACAAAUAAUUAGUUUGAAAACUCAUGAAAGGAUUCACACAGGAGAAAAGCCUUUCACAUGUACAGAGUGUGGAAAAAGUUUUACACAAAAGGGUGAUCUGAAAAAGCAUGAAAGGAGUCACACAGGAGAAAAGCCGUUCACAUGUACAGAGUGUGGAGUACAGUUUUCACGAAAGUGUCAUCUUUUAACCCACAAAAGAAUUCACACAGGAGAAAAACCUUUCAUGUGUACAGUAUGUGGGAAAAUGCUUGCAGACAAGACAACUUUCCGAAGACACCAACUUAUUCACACAGGGGGAAAACCUUUUACAUGUGCAGAGUGUGGAAAAAGUUUUACAUUAAAGAGUAAUCUGAAAUCUCAUGAAAGGAGUCACACAGGAGAAAAGCCUUUCACAUGUACAGAGUGUGGAAAAAGUUUUACACUAAAGAGUGGUCUGAAAACUCAUAAAAGGAGACACACAGGAGAAAAACCGUUCACAUGUACAAAGUGUGGAAAAAGUUUUUCACGAAUGGAUAAUCUGAAAACUCAUGAAAAGAUUCACAAAGGAAGAAACUUUUCACAUGUUUAGAAGCUGGAAAAAAGGUUUCUAUGCAAGUCAGGUAUAAAAAAAACCACAAACUAAUUACACAGAAAAUAAAAUUUAUAAACAGUGUAGAAAUAUUUUAAGUAUCCUAAAGAGGACAAACUCUCUAAAUAGAAGAGUCAAAAAAAUGAUCCUAUUGUAAAUAAUAGUUUCUAAAUCCUAGUUACAAAAGCCACUACAAUGAUUGACAUCUGGGAGAUAUAUUUAAUGUUCACAUCUUGAUGAAACGACCGGAAGGUCGAGAAACGCGUUGCUGUUUCCACUACAUAUCUAAUAUAUGUUUUAUUAGAAACAAUAAUUAAAAAAAAACAAAAAUAUUGGAAUCCAGAUCAGUAUUUUGUGUGUUUUUAUGUUAUGGUAAAAAUACAAUAUCACAGAAUAAUUAGGAAUACCUCAUUAGAGAAAGAAGGUAAAUCUGACAGUCAAAGUUUACCGCUGAUAAUUCAGUUAGAGCAUGCAAUUUUACCUUUCUACUUUAUGUAUUUUUUUUGUUCUCUUGAGUAAACCUAGGUAGGCUGAUAUAAGCUUAGGAGCAUGCACAUGCCUUUAGCACUCUGUGCAGCAGUGUUUGCAAAUAUGUAUGACAUUGCUAUAAGUGUUACUGAAUAAUCUGAUGCCUGAUUGCUAAUGAUAACUUCAGGCUCCUAAGCUUUAAAUUAUUUUUUCUGGAUAGAAUCAUAUUGCCUCUGCAGAUGUUUUGUAGUUUUCAGUAGAUGUUUUUAUGAUGCUGAAAUCCUCCACAGUAAAAUUGGUUCUAUGCAAUGUGCAGUAAAUGGUUGUGAGAUACAAACAGCUGGCUUUUUAUCUUGUUACUAUAUUGUUACCAUUUGCCUGAUGAAACAACCACUGUAUUUGGUCGAGAAACGCAUUGCAAACAUUAAAAUUUUGUUUUUAUUUCA